CGUUUUGGCGAAAAUGUUUUAUACAUCAGGUAUAGUACAAUACCCCUCCCCCACACAAAUUAGACAUUUUCUUACGGCUGUCCUCCCCUGAAAAAUGAUACUCGCAUAAAGUGUGAUUAGUAUGUCAAUAUACAGUGGCUUAUUACAAGUACAAAUCUACAUUUUUUUCAGGUCAUAGAAAAUCGCUAUCAUGGCAUCUGAAAAAAUUACCCAAGGCCAAUAUGUCAUUGAAUGUGACAUCUGCAAACAACCAGUCUCGUUCUCCUGCAGACGAUGUGGAGUCAAUCUCUGCAACCCUUGUGUUCCGGUACAUCUCCGGAUUAAGUCCAAGACCGGACAUGACGUGGUGGAAUACUCCAGUAGGGAUGAUGAUGACCCCUGUAAAAUUGAAGAACUGAUGAAAACAAUUACGAAAGAAAAUGAACGACUUCAAAAGUAUAAGUGUGAACUUGAAAACAUCCUUCAUCACACGACAAAGAGAUUGCCGUCAUUAUCCAAAAUUUACCAACAAAAGAAGGAUUAAGUGACGUCAUGAGGAGAGGCAUGGCACAAACAGAUAGAGAAAACCGUGAAUACGCUCCACCAGGAACUGGACGACAUGCAGAAGGAGCAUGAAUCACUGCUCCAGAAACAGAAGAGAGAAUCGGAAGAGAUGUUAGGAAGAGUUGAUGAAAUAAACGCCGCGACAAUAAAACUAAAAAAUUCACAGAAUGUUACGGAAAUGAAGAAACUUAUCGCAAGUAUUGAAAACCAAGAAAUUCCCUCGGAGAUUACACAGUACUCAUUUCCAGUGUUUUGCAAAUGCGAAAUUGACGAAAACUAUUUGAAAUCGUAUUUCGGAUACAUUGAAAAUAUACAAGAAAGAAAGAUUUCUUUGCCGAGAUUGAUAUCUGAAGACGCUGUGAUUUCAAAUCACAAAAUAUUAGAGGUGCCGAAAGUUAUCACAGCUAUAGACACAGGGUUUCCUGCUGGUGAAAAUAACAACCAUACAUACGAUAUUGCUAUUAUUGAUGAUAACAGAGUGUGGAUGGGAGGAGCAAGUACUGACCUGAAGUUUUUUGAUUUCCAGGGAAACCUCCACGACACUGUCUCCAUUACAACGCACGGGAUGUACUUAACUAUUUACAACAAACACGUGAUUUACACAAAAGCGAAAAACAAUACUGUGUGUAGAGUAGCCAAGGAUAAAACAAUCCAGACGAUGUUUGCAACCGGGAAGUGGAGACCACGCGGUAUCACGAGUACCGCGUCAGAUGACCUACUGAUCUGUCUCCAGAAGGACGACCAGUACAAAGUCGUGCGAUACAGCGAUACCGGUACCGUACUCCAGGAAAUCCAGUACGACUCACAGGGUCAGCCUUUGUACAGAGAUGCAACUUAUAUCACUGAAAAUGUUAACGGGGACAUCAUCGUAACAGACUGGAAGAAAAACGCUGUGGUUGCUGUCGAUGGAUUAGGAAUAUUUCUGUUUUCUUACUCUGGGAGUGACACGACAUUUACUGUGAGCGCCGUCACUUCUGAUCCUGCCGGUCACGUUAUCGUUACUGACUCAAAUGGCGACAAGAUCCACAUGUUGGACAGGGACGGGCGAUUCCUGAGGUACGUCAUUCCCGACAAAGGGAUUAAUAAACCACGCGCCGUGUGUAUCGUCGGUGACGGGGAGAUAUUUGUUGGGGAGCAGAAUACCGGUGUAGCUAAAAGAAUCAAAUAUGCGGAGUAAUACACAGAAUAUAUUGUUUUCUUUUGAACCAGAUUCUCAUAGUGUCUGUAUGAUGUGUAAUAUAUCAAAUGUUGAUUCUGAUUUUUGUGCAAUAUACUAAGAGGCAUAUAAUCCAAUUUGUAGGAUUUUUAAAAAAACCCUGAUAUGAACAAAAGUGGGCUUUUCUGAUCACCUGCUAUCAACGUAUGUAUGUCUUGCUACCCAUUUGUAAACAUGCAAGGUGAAGAUAACGAACAGUGAUCAAUCUCAUAACUCCUACAAGCAAUACAAAAUAGAUAGUUGGGCAAACACGGACCCCUGGACACACCAGAGGUGGGAUCAGGUGCCUAGGAGGAGUAAGCAUUCCCUGUUGACCGGUCACACCCGCCGUGAGACCCAUAUCUUUUCCAGAAUAACAAGGUCAAUUGCAACCAAACUUCUUAAAAAGCAUUAGGACCAUGAAUAACCAGGGGUCCGUGUUUGCCCAACUCUCUAUUUUGUAUUGCUUAUAGGAGUUAUGAAUUUGAUCCCUGUCCGUUAUCUUCGCCUUUCAUUGGGUAAAAGGUUGCAAAUGAAUGGUUGCGAUUGAUCGGUGCCACAAUAGGGGGCCAAAUUUUACUUGGGAACACUCUCGGAUAAUCUUUUUCUCAGGAGCAAGUCUCUGCUCACCCAUGGUUAGUCUUGUAAGCUCAAGUUCAAGGUAGCUGAGGACAUAUCAAAUUUCCAUAUAUCAACAGAUGUUAUGCCCCUGUAAAGAAGAGAGGCAUAUUGCUUUGCACCUGUCGGUCGGUUGGUCGAUAGAUCAUAUGUUGUCAACUGGACAUAGCAAUAUACUGUCCAUUCAAUAUAUUGAGAACUCUUUGCUUUAUAUACAUCAAAUUUGGUACACGGAUACAUCUUAUGGAGCAAAUGACCCCUAUUGAUUUCAGAUCACAUGGUCAAUCCACGCUCGACAUAACAAGACAUUGUAUGCUUAAUAUCUUGAAUCUUUUCAAUAGUUCUUGAACACGUAUUGGUCACACAAAUAAGCAAUAGGCUAAUGACAUUCAGACAACUCACUCACAAAAUCUUUAUUUCAACAGCAUUUAACAGUUAUUGACCAUUGUGUGAUCCGUGAUCUGUAGUCGUUCCUUGGAUAGAAACAUACAUCAGUUUUACUGAUCAGUUUGUCUAUCAAUAAAAUGAUUCAAUAGUUACA
Ostrea edulis (European flat oyster) is the source of this 2897-nucleotide messenger RNA. RefSeq lists its product as uncharacterized. NCBI's taxonomy places the organism in Eukaryota, Metazoa, Mollusca, Bivalvia, Ostreida, Ostreidae. Gene Ontology annotation, molecular function: zinc ion binding. The transcript has a single exon. The record is from RefSeq and is a predicted model, not a curated record.